Molecule: messenger RNA, 2235 nt
Organism: Prunus avium (sweet cherry)
Lineage: Eukaryota; Viridiplantae; Streptophyta; Magnoliopsida; Rosales; Rosaceae
Source: RefSeq, a predicted model, not a curated record
AUGGAGGUGUGUAAUGAAGUUCAAGCAUAUAAUCUGUGCAACUCUUAUGCAUUGAAGAAAGGAUUUAGCAUUCGUAAAGGAAAUAUUCAAAGAGAUGCAAAAAACAAUAUCCGACAACGAGACUAUUUGUGUUCAAAGCAAGGGUUUUAUGAUGACCUUUGUGAAGUGAAGACAGUUCAUCAAUUGGAUACAAGGACAGGUUGUAGGGCUUUAAUUCGAUUCACUGUGGAUGAUGGUGUGUGGAAGAUAAGUCAUAUAAAUUCAGAUCAUAAUCAUGAGUUUGCUAAGCUUGAAGAAAGACAAUUUCUCAAAUCUAGUCGGAAGAUACAAAAGGCUCACGCAAAUGUUAUAUCUUCUAUGGUUGAAGCAGGUAUAAGGCCAACAGAGUCGUAUUCGUAUUUGGCAAAAGAAGUAGGUGGUUCUGAGAAUGUUGGGUUCACUAAGAAAGAUUGUCUAAAUUAUUUGCAUAGGAAGAAGGAAGAAUUGAUUGAAGGAGGGGAUGCACAAAGUUUGAUCAAUCAUUUUAAGCAUAAACAAGCUGAGGAUCCUAAUUUUUUCUAUAGUGUUCAAGUGGAUCAGUGUACUCGGAUGAUGAAUUUUUUUUGGAGAGAUGGUAGAUCAAAGUUAGACUAUGAUUGCUUUGGAGAUGUUCUAUGCUUUGAUACUACUUUUCGGACCAACAAAUACAACCUAAUAUGUGCUCCAUUUGUGGGAGUUAAUCAUCAUUGGAAAAAUGUCUUACUUGGUUGUGCUUUUUUAUUGGAUGAAAGCACAAAAUCAUUUGUUUGGUUGUUUGAAACUUUUUUGGAGUCAAUGGGAAACAAACACCCGAUAACCAUUUUCACGGAUGAGGAUAAAGCGAUGGCAAAUGCAAUUGAGAUUGUAUUUCCACAAACAUGCCAUCGAUUAUGUACUUGGCAUAUCGCUAAAAAUGCUACUCAACCUCUUGCUGGUCUUUAUACUAACCCAGAGUUUAGCAAAUAUUUCAGCAAGUGCUCCUAUGGUUGUUUGAGUGAAUCAGAAUUUGAAGACACAUGGGAUCACAUGAUUAAAACCUUCAAGCUUGAGAAUCAUUCAUGGCUGCAAAAGUUAUAUUCACUUAGAAGAAAAUGGUGUUCUGCUUUCAACUUAGAUGAUUUCUCAGCUAAUAUUAGAUCUACCCAAAGGGUUGAGAGCACAAACAAUAUCUUUCAUCAGAUUUCUACAAAAACAAUGAGUCUCACUAGUUUUGUGCAACACUAUGAGCAAAAAACAGCAGAUAUGAGAUUGGCAAAGUUGGAAGAUGAUUUUCAUUGUAAAAAUGGAAUGCCUCAUCUUAAAGCAAAGAGUGGUAUCUUUAAGAAAGCAGCUAGUGAGUAUACCAUUAAGAUCUUUUCAUUCUUUGAAAAGGAGUUGUUGGGUUGUUUUGAGGUUAGGCUGGAUGAAGUUUGCAAUGUUGGUGCAAAAUAUGUUUUUGAAGCAAUAGAAGAAGGUCAGGAAAAGGUUUACAAAAUCCAUUUUGACUCCAUAACUUUCAAUAUUUCUUGUUCGUGUAAGUUAUUUGAAACCAAGGAAUUGCUAUGUCGUCAUGCCUUGAAAGUGUUAGAUUCCAAAAAUAUCACAAGUGUUCCAAGUCAAUACAUAUUGAAGAGAUGGACUAAAGGGGCCAAGAAAGGAAUUGUGGUGAAUAAUGACUUAUGUGAAUCUUAUAAUAAGAAGGCGAGAUCUGCCCAAUCAAUGUGUCUGAGUGAGUUGAUGCAUGAAGCAAAUAAUGUUGUUAGUAUAGCAUCAUUAUCUGAUUCAGGAACAAGGCUUGUCAAACAAAAGUUAGCAGAGGUUAUGAUGUUACUUGAAAGUGAUAUGGAAAUUACUAGAUCAAAGGAAAAUUUAAAUAGCAUUGGUGACCAAACUCUUCAUGAUGUGCUCAUUGCUAAGCCACCAGUUUUGAAUCCCCCCACCAUAAGGGCUAAAGGCAUAACAAAUGCUAGGAUAAAAAGUCAAUUGGAGAAGAAAAGAAAAAAAGAAAAAAAGAAAGACGCAAGAGUUGGAAAUUCCUCUCGAACUUCAAGGCCUACCACCAUGGCUGCGAGUCAAUCUGAGCAAGAAACCAACAGUGUUUCGCCUCAUUCAACUCAUUAUAAUCCAUCAUUGCAUCACUUUGGUGAUAUUCCAAGCCAUACUUUUGGACAUCCGAAUUUUCAAUUUACAACCAUGCUUCAAGGAAGUGAUCAAAUGCCUUACUUGAGUCAGGUGUAA